AUGGAUGAAGGAAUCUCCCGCUUGCCGGAGAGGCAGCUACUGGAGCAUAGGGAUUUUAUAGGGCUGGACUACCCUGCCCUGUAUAUGUGCAAACCCAAAAGAGGCGUGAAGAGGGACGAGAGCAAGGAAACGUACAAACUGCCACAUAGACUGAUAGAAAAGAAGAGGAGAGACAGGAUAAACGAAUGCAUUGCCCAGCUGAAGGAUUUACUGCCUGAGCAUCUGAAACUGACGACGCUGGGACACCUGGAGAAAGCGGUGGUGCUGGAACUGACUUUGAAGCACUUGAAAGCGCUAACAGCCUUAACAGAGCAGCAGCACCAGAAGAUCAUUGCUCUGCAGAAUGGGGAGCGCUCCAUGAAGUCUCCGGUGCAGGCCGACCUGGACGCCUUCCACUCGGGCUUUCAGACGUGCGCGAAGGAAGUGCUGCAGUACCUCUCCCGCUUCGAGAGCUGGACCCCCCGCGAGCAGCGAUGCGCGCAGCUCCUCGGCCACCUGCACUCCAUCUCCUCGCAGUUCCUUCCCGGCCCUCAGCUCCUCUCCCCGCCGCCGGGCCCCCUCAGCAAGGGAUCCUCCUCCUCUUCCUCCCCGCCCGCUCCCCCCUGCGCGCCCGGCCACAAGCCGGAGGGCCAGGCUAACUGCGUGCCCGUCAUCCAGCGGACUCACGCCGCCGAGCUCAGCGCCGAGACCGACACGGACACGGACAGCGGCUACGGCGGGGAGGGCGAGGCGCGCCCCGAGCGCGGCCCCGCGGCGGCGGCCGGCGGAGCGCUGCCCGCCCUGGCCAUCAAGCAGGAGCCGUCGGGGGACGAGGUGCCCCCCGCGCCCAAGCGGCUGAAGCUGGACCGCGGCGGGAGCCCCAUGCCCGGCCCGCCGGGACUGGCGGCGCGGGGCGCCGAGGCGGCGGCGGCAGCGGCGGCGGCGGCCGCGCUGGUCAGACCCGACGCCGCCCUGCUGGGCUCGCUGAUGGCCCUGGGGGCGGGCGGCGGCGGGGCCCCCUUCGGACAGCCGCCGGCGGCCCCUUUCUGCCUGCCCUUCUACUUCAUCUCGCCUUCGGCCGCCGCUGCCUACGUGCAGCCCUUCCUGGAUAAAAGCAGCCUGGAGAAGUAUCUCUACCCCGCCGCCCCCAUCCCGCUCCUCUACCCGGGCAUCCCGGCCCAGGCGGCCGCCGCAGCGGCCGCCGCCGCCGCCUCCUUCCCCUGCCUCUCCUCCGUGCUCGGCCCCGCCGAGAAGGCGGCGGCGGCCGCCGCCGGGCUGCCCCCGACGCCCCACCUCCCGCACCCCUUCGCUGCCGCCGCCGAGCCCGGCGAGGAGCCCGAGCCCGCAGCUGCCGAGGAGCCCGGCGCCGAGGGCCCGUGA
Messenger RNA from Cinclus cinclus, 1359 nucleotides. RefSeq names its product basic helix-loop-helix family member e41 (gene BHLHE41). The record is from RefSeq and is a predicted model, not a curated record. Gene Ontology annotation, molecular function: DNA-binding transcription factor activity, RNA polymerase II-specific; protein dimerization activity; RNA polymerase II cis-regulatory region sequence-specific DNA binding. Gene Ontology annotation, cellular component: nucleus. The coding region runs from base 1 to 1359 and encodes 452 amino acids. The transcript is spliced from 5 exons. Lineage: Eukaryota; Metazoa; Chordata; Aves; Passeriformes; Cinclidae. Gene Ontology annotation, biological process: circadian regulation of gene expression; regulation of neurogenesis; regulation of transcription by RNA polymerase II.